GACUGCACAGCUGGAGGCGGCUGCUUCUCAUAACACAAUUAGGGAAGCCAAGAAAAAAGAAAAGCAGCUGACUCUACGCAGUACUGUUUAAUAUCUGGUCACUGUGAGAUGGACUACAGGAGAAACUCGAACUCGCAGUGACACAAGGGAAGCGUCUUCAGCUUCAUCGGUUUUUCCAGGGCAGCAAAUUUAAGUGUGUAUGUGAGAUUGGGGACUUAUCCUCACCUUCCACACCAUGCUUUCACAAAGAAACGAAUAUGCUUUCUUCCACAAACUUCAAUGACUCGAACUGCUGAUCCCAAACAUCACCAUGACAAAGAACUUCUCCUGUAAGACCCCAAAUACAAACCUAACCUUAACCUUCAUCGACCCUUGUGGAGAUGACAAUGCGCUGCAGGUCCCGCUGGCCAUGAGCUACUCUAUAAUCUUUGUCCUGGGUCUGGUGGGGAACGUGGUGGCUCUGUGGGUUUUCUUCUGUGUCCACUCCAAGAAGAACUCUGUUCGGGUGUUCCUCAUAAACGUAGCACUCGCGGACCUGCUGCUGGUGGUCUGUCUGCCAUUCAGGAUACUCUAUCACAGCCAAGGUGACAAAUGGAAUCUGGAUCCCACGUUGUGUAAAGUAGUGGGCCACGUCUUCUACAUGAACAUGUAUAUUAGCAUCACUCUGCUGGGGCUGAUCAGUGUGGACCGCUACUUUAAGCUCCACCGGAGCGUAGGCGUGCGGCACAAAAUAUGUUCCCCAAAGUUCAGCUUGGCCCUCUGUGCUAUCGUCUGGAUUGUGGCCAUUUCUGUCAUUUUAGCAAUGGUGAUAUCAAAGAAUCCCUCUGAUGAGCAAAGGUGUUUCCACUACAAGAAGCUGGAUGAUAAAAAGUGGAGAGCCUACAUCAACAUGUGUGUGGUGGUCCUCUUUUGGUUAGUCUUCAUCUCUCUGAUGGUGUCCUAUGGGAAGAUCGCCCUCAAGCUGCUGAGGACGUCACAAGCCAGUCCAGAUCUGCCCAAUGCGACCCACUACGCUCGAACCGCCAAGAAGUCCUUCUUCAUCCUCGUUCUCUUCUGUAUCUGUUUCGUGCCUUAUCACAUGGUCAGAGUGUUCUACAUAAAAACGCAGAUCACAGAUACUUCGUGCUUCUGGAUGUGUGUUGCUGACAAAACCAAUGAGGUGGCUCUGCUGUUUUCUGCCCUCAACAGCUGCCUGGAUCCUGUCAUGUACUUCCUGUUAUCCUCUUCAGUGAGGAAGGAGGUUCUGCGCUUGGUGAACAACGUGCUCUGUGCACGAGACGUCGCAGCCAUCAGUGGGAGCAGCUCCACUGUUGACAUGGAUGGUAGGAGUGGGAGGACUAAUGUGGGACAGCCAAACACCAGUUUAAUUAGUAAUCUAAAGGUAGGAAGCAGUUUCUAAAUCCCACACAGCCGGGUCGAAAAUGUACUCCGAUGCAAACAGCCUCCAUCUUUUGGGAUGUAGAAGCCAGCAGAAGAAGAGGAGAGCAGCAGGACUUUCAGGGUUUGCUGCUCUUCUCUGUGUGUACCUUUAUUUGAUGCCUUUAAACUGAGGCUUGCUUUAAAAAGGACUUUUAAAGGAAGAACUUCAGGAUCCAUCAACAAAAUCCAGACUCAGACUCUGCUAUUUGAGUCAGCUUGUCCUAAGAUUUGCCCUAUGGUGAUGCAUUUGUGUCAUGAUGAGAGUGGGUUCUUCCAGGAUGACUGUGAUCCUCCAUCUAUAAGACUUUGGCCUUUGGAUUUUGGCUCUCAUUAAACCCCAAAUGAGGGAAUAUCUUUUGGGAGAAUGGUAUUUUAUCCCUUCUAGGGAGCUCCAGAAGCUUCGGAAUCAGUGCCGAGGAGCACUGAAGCUGGUGGUCCAGCAAC
Molecule: messenger RNA, 1863 nt
Organism: Archocentrus centrarchus (flier cichlid)
Lineage: Eukaryota; Metazoa; Chordata; Actinopteri; Cichliformes; Cichlidae
Gene: gpr34b
Product: G protein-coupled receptor 34b
Exons: 3
Coding region: 311-1399 (362 amino acids)
Biological process (GO): G protein-coupled receptor signaling pathway
Cellular component (GO): membrane
Molecular function (GO): G protein-coupled purinergic nucleotide receptor activity
Source: RefSeq, a predicted model, not a curated record